Sporothrix schenckii 1099-18 is the source of this 1044-nucleotide messenger RNA. RefSeq names its product cardiolipin synthase. Gene Ontology annotation, cellular component: mitochondrion; membrane. The transcript has a single exon. The coding region runs from base 1 to 1044 and encodes 347 amino acids. The record is from RefSeq and is a predicted model, not a curated record. Gene Ontology annotation, biological process: cardiolipin biosynthetic process. Gene Ontology annotation, molecular function: cardiolipin synthase activity. Lineage: Eukaryota; Fungi; Ascomycota; Sordariomycetes; Ophiostomatales; Ophiostomataceae.
AUGCUGAGGCUCACGAUAGCAGGCUGCGGCCGGGGCGGCCAGAGGACCGUGACCUUUUUUGCAGCAUCGGCAGCGACGUCAACGCCUUUGUCGCCCUUUGCGCUGGCCUCGGUAUGGCCCCAAACACAGACACAGCCGUCGGGCGCACAAACAAGGCCAAUAUCGACCACAUCGAAAGUGUCGGCCGUGUCGAUACCCUGUGCUCCGUCCCUUGGAUCGCCGUCACGUGCUCAGAGUCCGCUCCGUGGGGUCCUUCUAUCUCGUCUACGGAGCGGUGCUCUCGGCCGGCAACAGCAGCACGUGCGCCUCCUAUCGGACAAGGGCUCCCUGUCACCACCUACUCCAGCCAGUUCGUCCUCUUCAUCCCACACACUCCCGCCCACGACCACAACCCGCCACGAGAACAUCUAUACCGUCCCCAACUUUCUGACGGUCGCCCGCCUCAUUGCCGCGCCCUUUGUCGGCUACCUGAUCGUCGCCGACCAGCCUGGCUGGGCCCUCUCCCUGCUGGCCGCCGCUGCCGUCACUGACAUUCUGGAUGGCUGGAUCGCCCGCCGCUGGAACCUGCACACCGUCGUCGGCAGCGUGAUCGACCCCAUGGCCGACAAGGUGCUCAUGACCGUGCUGGCCGUGAGCUUAGCCGCGCAGGGCGGGCUGCCCGUGUGGCUGGCCGUGCUCGUCCUGGGCCGCGACGCGGGGCUGGGCGUGGCCGCCAUCUACUACCGCUGGGUGUCGCUGCCGCCGCCCAAGACGUUUUCGCGGUACUGGGACUUCUCGCUGCCGUCGGCCGAGGUGCGGCCGACAACCAUUAGCAAGUACAACACGUUCUUGCAGCUGGCGCUGAUGGGGGUGACCACGGCAGCGCCCGUUCUGGCGGCAAGCACGGGCACGGUGGCGGCGAUGCUCGGCGGACCGUACGACCUGACGGCCGCGCUGACAGUGAUGCAGUACAUUGUGGCAGUGACGACGGUGUGGAGCGGCGCGAGCUACGUGUACAGCAAGGACGCCGUCAAGAUCUUGACGCAAAAGACCAAGUCGCCAUGA